Cuscuta epithymum is the source of this 1326-nucleotide messenger RNA. Lineage: Eukaryota; Viridiplantae; Streptophyta; Magnoliopsida; Solanales; Convolvulaceae. The record is from the annotation of a GenBank genome assembly.
GGGUUUUAGACCGGCCGGCUUCGCUGCUUACUCCGUUCAACCAGGAAUCAAUUUUGUGCCUAUCUUCCUCCUCCGCUGAUAAUAAUGGCCGCAGCAACUCUUGCACGGAAGUUCGUUUUCCGCUGCACUCCGUCUUUAUCUCUCCCUAAAUCCAUUCAGCCUUCUUCUCUCUCCCGCUUCCGGCCGACAAUUCCAAAGCCGCCGUCUUUUCAUCGAUUGGUGCCCCGCCCAUGCUUUUUGAGGAAUGGAAUCGGGUUUUGCACAACCGCCGAGACACCCGUCUCGUCCGACGCGCAACCCCCUCCGAAGCGUAACACCUUGGUGAACUUCUCCUUAUCGGAUUCGGACUCGGAUGGUGAAUCGGACGGGGAGGAGGCGAAUAAAAGUCCGGCGGCGAAGACGAUUGAUAAAUCGAGGCUUCCCCCUCCGUACGAUCCGUUUAACAAAAAACCAGUCAUAGAGGAGCCCGAUGACCCGAAGAACCUACAGGAGGUGUUCCACAAAAUUCGCUCCGACGGACUGAUCAACAAUGCAGUCAAGAUGUUCGACGGAUUGUCUAAGGACGGUUUGACGCAUGAAGCGCUUGAGCUUUUCUCCAUCAUCAAAGACAAGUCCGAAAUGCCGGACGUGGUGGCCCACACGGCGGUGAUUGAGGCCUACUGCGACGCCGGCCAGCCCAAAGAAGCCCACAAAGUGUAUCAGCGGAUGCUGGUCUCCGGCGUACUGCCCAACGCGUACACUUACAGCGUGCUGAUCAAGUCACUGGCCACCAGCGGUGAUCCGAAGCUGGCGAAGGAGGCGAAGAAGUAUGUAAUAGAGAUGGUGGAGAAGAGAGGGAUGAAGCCGAAUGCCGCCACGUGUGUCCGGAGCUUCGAGGGGUUGGUGCAGGUGGGCAUGGAAGAUGAGGGAAAGGAGUUGCUGGAAAUGAUCAAGAAGCGAGGAGUUGUGCCUGAAGAGGGUGGAAUGAGAGAAGUGUUGAAGAACAAGAGAGGGCCAGUUUAUAGGACAUUGAUGAGCAUUCUCUAUGGAAAAUGAUGAAUUGUGGAGGUCUUUGCCCCUUUCUGUCACUUCUUCCUGAAUGAUAUAUUUGAUCAUUUCUUCUGUGUCAAUCCGACUUUUGCAAGAGAAAACACAUUACCACAAGUUUUUUACUUGUUCUUGUGACAAUCUAAAGUCAACAAAGUUAGAAGUUAACAAUUACUCGUCAAUAAUUUUUUUGAGCACCUAAUGAGGAUGGUAGUCUGGAAGUAAAUCAUUGGUUCUACGUAUUAACUAUUAACUUAAAACAUACGGAUUGUAUGUUAACUUUGUCACACUCUAUGUGCU